This is a messenger RNA of Xiphias gladius (swordfish), 4191 nucleotides long. It is a transcript of the gene atp10b, whose product is annotated as ATPase phospholipid transporting 10B. The transcript is spliced from 23 exons. Gene Ontology annotation, cellular component: plasma membrane. Lineage: Eukaryota; Metazoa; Chordata; Actinopteri; Istiophoriformes; Xiphiidae. The record is from RefSeq and is a predicted model, not a curated record. The coding region runs from base 1 to 4191 and encodes 1396 amino acids. Gene Ontology annotation, molecular function: ATPase-coupled intramembrane lipid carrier activity; ATP hydrolysis activity; magnesium ion binding. Gene Ontology annotation, biological process: phospholipid translocation.
AUGACGUGGAGGAGCCCUCUGGCCGUUGUCAGGGAUGCUCUGAGAGGUCAGAGGGCGAGGGAGAAGGACCUCCGCAACUUGGUGUCCAAUCUGCCUUAUGAGGGACUGGGGAAGACAAAGCAACCCAACCGCUACUUCCCUGGAAACGUCAUCAAGACCACCAAAUACACCCUCCUCCUCUUCAUCCCCAUGAACCUCUUUGAGCAGUUUCACCGUCUGGCCAACAUCUACUUUGUGGGCCUGGCUAUUCUGAACUUUGUCCCCGUAGUGAAUGCCUUCCAGCCCGAGGUAGCUCUGAUCCCCAUUUGUGUCAUCCUGUCUCUGACAGCCCUGAAGGACGCCUGGGAGGACUUCAGGAGGUACCAGUCGGACAGGAAGCUCAACAACACACCGUGUUUCAUCUACAGCAGGACAGAGAAACAGUUUAUGGAGAGGUGUUGGAAGGAUGUGCGAGUGGGGGAUUUUGUGAAGGUGGUUUGCAAUGAGAUCGUCCCGGCAGACCUCUUGCUCCUGCACACGUCGGACCCCAACAGUGUUUGUCACAUAGAGACAGCCAACCUGGAUGGAGAGACCAGCCUGAAGCAGAGGAGGGUGGUGCCUGGCCUCUGCAUCUCGGACCCUGAAUUUGAACCUGAAAGCUUCAAUGGCGUCGUGGUGUGUGAAAAGCCCAACAACAAUCUGAAUCAUUUCAAGUGUUAUGUAGAGAAACCUGAUAUGGAGAAGGUGGGCGCUGGUAUUGAGAGUCUGCUGCUUCAAGGCUGCACAGUGAGAAACACGGACCAUGCUGUUGGCUUUGUGGUGUAUGCAGGCCAUGAAACCAAGUCCAUGCUCAACAACAACAGGCUGAGGUACAAGCGCAGCAAACUAGAGCGGAAGCUGAACACAGACGUCAUCUUAUGUGUCAUUCUCCUCCUCACCAUGUGUCUCGUCGGAGCAAUAGGUCACUACAUAUGGCUGCAGGCGCUGCCUGGUGUGCCCCCUUACCUGGUCCCCCUCAGCACGGGUCACCUGGACAGUCCCAGUCUGUCUAGCUUGUACAUGUUCUUCACCAUGAUCAUCCUGCUGCAGGUCUUGAUUCCUAUCUCCCUGUACAUUUCCAUUGAGUUGGUGAAGAUCUGUCAGAUCUUCUUCAUCACUAAUGACAUUGAUCUGUACGAUGAAGAGACAGACAGCCGCAUGCAGUGUAAGGCCCUGAACAUCACAGAGGACCUGGGACAGAUUGAAUACGUCUUCUCAGACAAGACUGGCACCCUCACUGAGAAUAAGAUGGUGUUUCGGCGAUGCUCCAUCAUGGGCACUGAGUACCCACACAAAGAGAAUGCCAUCCGCCUCGCUGUCCUUGAAGAACAAGAGUCCGAGGACGAGGUCAUCUACAACCAGCGGCCACAACCCCCACGGACUGGAUGGUCCCUGGAUACUGAGGACACCAACCCUGAAGACAUACAACAUCAACAUGGCAGCCGACGCAAGAUCUCACGAAAUGCCCAGAGCAAUGUGGCCUUCAGCAGUCUGCUGGCCUCAUGGUCCCAGUCCCUGCUGCAGAUGGCCGAGCUGCUAGGUGUAAGUGAUGAGCACAUCCAUUUUGGCUCCAAGUUGCCCCUGUGUCUGGCAAAGAGCAGAGGCCUGGAGAGCCGGGCUGAGACAGAAGAGGGCUGCAAGGCAGCACAGUCCCCAUCUAUAGCUUUCCUCACGCUGCGUCUCUUACAGAGCGGAACUUUUGAAACUACGGUGAUUCCAGACAGGAAGCUGCUUCAGCAGAUUAGCAGGGCAGAGUGCAGCAGUGGCGGCAGCCGGCAGAUAGAUCCCUACCUGGACUUUUUUCUUGCUCUAGCCAUUUGCAACACUGUGGUGGUUUCCAUGGCAACAAGUCGGAGACAGAGGGUGAGUUGGUUCUCACGCUCACAGACAGAUAACCCACUGGAUACUAUGUCCAACCUGGUGAAAAGGGCUGGCUCUCUUCACCAUAUUUUCACCUCUUGGCAGCAGAAACCAAAGCGAAAUCGCACCUUUUCCGUGGACUCAGUUAGAGAGGCGGACCACUUUAAUCCUCCUGUAAAAAUGGAGGGGACUGGAGACGCCAAUGGGCUCCGAACACGUUCGCUCCAUGUCCCAUCCCAGUGCGACAAGCCUGCAGCGACCGCGGCUAAUCUGAUCUAUGAGGCAGAGAGUCCAGACGAGGCCGCCUUGGUGUACGCAGCCAAGGCAUAUGGCUUCACUCUGCUGGCCCGCACCCCUGACAGUGUGACGGUGAGGCUCCCGUCUGGGGAGGAUCUGGUGUUUGAGGUGCUGGACACCUUGGCCUUUGACUCCAACAGGAAGAGAAUGUCUGUUUUGGUGCGACACCCAAUCACCAGAGAGUGUGUGCUGUACACUAAAGGUGCGGACUACGCCAUCAUGGAGCUGCUUGGUACACCGUAUGCAGAGCACCUCAGUGGGAGUCAGAAGAAUGUAGCAGCUGAUACUCAGCAUCACCUGGACUGCUAUGCUAAGGAGGGGCUUCGUACACUUUGCUUUACAAAGAAGGUUGUGAGUGACAAAGCGUAUGAAAGCUGGUCAGUGAACAGACAGAGAGCUCUGGCUGCUAUAGACAACAGAGAGGAGCUCAUCAUGGACACUGCUGUGCAGCUGGAGACAAAUCUCUACCUGCUAGGGGCGACGGGCAUCGAGGACCGUCUCCAGGAGGGCGUCCCGGACACCAUCCUGGCGCUGCGGGAGGCAGGGAUCCAGGUGUGGGUGCUGACUGGUGACAAGCCGGAGACAGCUGUCAACAUUGGCUAUGCCUGCAGGCUACUGGAAGAGGACGACCUGGUGAUUAACAUGAGCUGCACAAACAAGCUAAUGUGCACGUCCAUCCUGGACUGCACUCUGGAGGAGGUGAGGAGGUACAGCGAAGACCCUAGUAAUGUGGACACAACCCCGGACAUCUCUCUGGUGAUCGACGGACGCACCCUGACCAUGGCUCUUUCUUCAGACCUGCAGGGCCGCUUCGUGGACCUGGCGAAGUGCUGUCGCUCUGUGCUCUGCUGCCGAGUCACACCCUUACAGAAGGGCAGCGUGGUGAAAGUGGUCCGGGAGAAACUCAAGGUCAUGACCCUGGCUGUCGGCGAUGGUGCAAAUGAUGUGAACAUGAUCCAAGCAGCUGAUAUCGGCAUCGGGGUAUCCGGGCAGGAGGGCAUGCAGGCCGUCAUGGCGAGCGAUUUCGCUAUAUCUCGCUUCAAACACCUGAAAAAACUCCUCCUGGUUCAUGGCCACUGGUGCCACAGGCGACUCGCCGACAUGACCGUUUACUUCUUCUACAAGAAUGUGGCCUACGUGAACCUGCUCUUCUGGUAUCAGUUCUUCUGCGGCUUCUCCGGCACCGCCAUGAUCGACUACUGGCUGCUGAUUUUCUUCAACCUCUUCUUCACCUCUGCGCCGCCCGUCAUGUUUGGGAUCAUGGACAGAGACCUGUCUGCAGAGAUGCUGCUGGGUGUUCCUGAACUGUACAGGGCCGGAAAGGGAGCAGGGGAAUACAAGUGUUCACCCUUCUUGGUUACCAUGCUGGAUGCCUUCUAUCAGAGCCUGGUGUGCUUCUUUAUUCCGUACUUGGCUUACCGGGAUUCAGACAUUGAUGUUUUUACCUUUGGAACUCCUUUGAACACAAUUUCUCUAUUUACCAUCCUGCUGCAUCUGUCAAUAGAGAUCAAAGCCUGGACGGUGGUUCACUGGGUAAUCAUGCUGGGCAGCGUGGUGUUGUACUUCACCGUGACGUUGGCCUACAGCGCCGCCUGCGUCACCUGUAACCCUCCAUCCAACCCGUACUGGAUCCUCCAGAGCCAGAUGGCCGACCCCAUGUUCUGCCUUGUCUGCCUCAUCACCACUGUGGUGGCUCUGCUGCCCAGGUACAUGUUUCACGUGCUGAGGAACUCUAUCGCCCCCUCUCCACUCCUGCAAGCCAGGCAGCUGGACCGGCUGGACCCCUCCUCAAGGGACCAGUGGAUCAAGGAGUGGAGGAGCUUCAGGGGCGGAGGGCAUGUCAAACGCUCCAGGCUGUCUACCCCACCCUCUUCUACCCCGGAGACCCCUGCGGACAUUUAUCCCCAGUCUCCCACAGCCUCUGAUGUCACGGGGGAUGAAUUUGCACUCAAUAUUAUCACUGAAAACUAUCUGGGGCCUGUACAGACGAGAAACAAAGAUUCAUUGGUAACUUGA